Molecule: messenger RNA, 921 nt
Organism: Zea mays
Lineage: Eukaryota; Viridiplantae; Streptophyta; Magnoliopsida; Poales; Poaceae
Exons: 9
Coding region: 59-673 (204 amino acids)
Biological process (GO): phosphate-containing compound metabolic process
Cellular component (GO): cytoplasm
Molecular function (GO): inorganic diphosphate phosphatase activity; magnesium ion binding
Source: RefSeq, marked validated
GCGUCCCCGUCCUGGUGAUCACGCCCAGAUCAAAUCCUAUUCAAAUUUGGAGCGCAAUAUGGCUGAAGAGAAGAGCCGUCCGCGGCUGAACGAGCGGAUCAUGUCGUCCCUCUCAAAGCGGUCGGUCGCUGCGCAUUCCUGGCAUGACCUUGAGAUAGGACCUGGAGCCCCUGCUGUUUUCAAUUGUGUUGUUGAGAUCACAAAGGGCAGUAAAGUGAAAUAUGAGCUAGACAAGAAGACCGGAAUGAUCAAGGUUGACAGGGUGCUAUACUCAUCAGUGGUCUACCCACACAACUACGGUUUCAUUCCACGAACAUUGUGUGAAGACGGAGAUCCAAUGGAUGUGCUGGUGUUGAUGCAGGAACCGGUGAUACCUGGCUGUUUUCUUCGGGCAAGGGCCAUCGGCCUUAUGCCCAUGAUUGAUCAGGGUGAGAAAGAUGAUAAGAUAAUUGCAGUUUGUGUUGACGAUCCUGAGUACCGCCACUUAACCGAUCUCAAGGAGCUUUCUCCGCACCGCCUUAAUGAAAUCCGUCGCUUCUUUGAAGACUACAAGAAGAACGAGAACAAGGAGGUUGCUGUGAACGAUUUCUUGCCACCAACUACUUCCCUGGAGGCCAUUCAACACUCAAUGGACCUGUACGCUGAAUACAUCCUGCACAGUUUGAGGCGCUAGAUCUGGUUUCCAGAUGGAACAGUCCCUCUCCUGGUCUCAGGGGGAAAAAAAAUAAGCAAUAACCGAUCAGCCUCCUGGCUUUGUUUCAGGAGCCGUUUUGCGGUAUAUAUAACUUGAUCAAGGGAUAAUGUGAUUCUUCUGCAAGUUACUGCAUAUAAUAUGCUAACCAUGAGAUAUAUAUUGUCUACUUCUGUACAUUUUUGUGGAAUAUUUGAGUCAACGAUUGGAGUCUCUUCUUGCUUUCUGUC